UCAUCCUUGUAUGCAGUUCAGUUGUUCACUAGUUAAGAAGAGAUAUUCCAAGAGAAAAAGAUGAAGUUGAAGAUGUGUAAUGUCGAGAGAGAAGAGAAGAGUGAGGUUGAAGAUGAAGUUUUGUGGGAGACCCAUCACGUGAAGAUCUCCAAGGUGCGUCUGGUCGGGUUAGGUAUAGCAGUAAGUGGUGGUUAUGACAACCCAAGUAAUGGUGAUCCUUCCAUCGUUAUAUCUGACGUCAUCAAGAUUGGACCAGCAGAGGGAAAGUUACAGAUAAAUGAUCGUGUGUUGAGUGUGAACGGUCACUCCUUUGACCAUGUUGACCAGUCUACGGCUAUCCAAGUAAUAGUGGACUGCGGGGAAACUGUGAAUAUGGUGGUCAGCAGAGCGGUGGUCAGUCCUUGUCCAGGUGUCCUUGCUCAGUCUAGUGCGCCGUUGACCAGGAACAUUAAAAGAAAUGGUUCUUUGUUUGCAAAGUCAAGAACGUGAUUAGUAGAGUUAAAAGAGGAAAGCAGCAAGAUGUGACCAAUGAACAAAUCCUUAACAACAGC
Messenger RNA from Lingula anatina, 551 nucleotides. RefSeq lists its product as uncharacterized. Lineage: Eukaryota; Metazoa; Brachiopoda; Lingulata; Lingulida; Lingulidae. Gene Ontology annotation, cellular component: bicellular tight junction; plasma membrane. Gene Ontology annotation, molecular function: cell adhesion molecule binding. The record is from RefSeq and is a predicted model, not a curated record. Gene Ontology annotation, biological process: cell-cell junction organization; protein localization to cell-cell junction; cell-cell adhesion.